Molecule: messenger RNA, 1321 nt
Organism: Macroventuria anomochaeta
Lineage: Eukaryota; Fungi; Ascomycota; Dothideomycetes; Pleosporales; Didymellaceae
Product: Six-hairpin glycosidase
Exons: 2
Coding region: 183-1304 (373 amino acids)
Biological process (GO): carbohydrate metabolic process
Source: RefSeq, a predicted model, not a curated record
GGGUCCGCGGCAAGCCAAGAAGCACGCAUGUAUGCACAUGUCAGACGUCAUAACACAACCGGAGCCGGUGUCUGAACAAUACCCACCAAGGUGCUGCCAUCAACUCAACAUGUCCUUCGAGCAAAACAGGCUUGGCAUUGGAUGUUGUUCUCAAGAAGCCAUCAUCGAUGAACUGAAUUACGAUGUCUCAGCCAGCUAUAUCUGAGCCAGUAUCAACUUCACUAAUCGACAAAGUCCUGUCCCAAGCGCAAGCUACAGCAUCGCACAGCUGGGAGUUUGGCGUUGUCUUCGAAGCCCUGCUAGAAUACCACAACCCUUCACUCACCGUCUUCCACACUCCCGUAUCACAACAUAAAAAGCACUUAUCUGAUUCCAAUGGAGACGUCAAAGUGCUGAAGUACAUCAAACCAUUCAUUCGAACAGAUAGCACCACACUCUGCAAGGGCAACGGCUCAUCAGCCGACCCAGCCUCCCUCGGCAUCCCUGCGCUCUUCCUCAGCCUCAGCGAUCCCAAUUCCACCUAUCUCCCAGCCGCACAACGCCAAAUCAAUCACCUCCUAACUAGCGUCCCCCGCCUGCCCAACGGCGCUAUCUCUCACCGCGAAGCCAUCGCAUCAGCAUGGGCAGAUUUCAUCUACAUGGUGCCGCCCUUCCUUGCUUACUAUGGCAUGUACACAGACGACGAGGGGAUGGUGCGAGAAGCCGUGCGACAGUGUCGUUUGUAUCACAAGAUGUUGCGCACGGAGAAGGGGUUGUGGAAGCAUAUCGUGAACGUUGGUGACAGUGCACCUGGAGAGCGUGAAGAAGACGACAAGGGGUUGUGGAAUACGUCGAAUGGGUGGGCUGCUGCGGGGAUGGCGAGAGUGCUCGCUACGGUGCGUGGCUCGAGGUUUGUGGGGCAGAUGCACGAGGAGCAGAGCUUCUUGGUGAAGCUGGUUGAAGAUAUUAUUUGUGGUGCGAUGGAUCACGACACGGAUAACUCGGGACUUCUGCGCAACUAUGUGGAUGACGAGACGUGGUGGGGCGAAGUAGCUGGUACGGCGCUGCUGACUGCUACUGUGUUCAGGAUGGCUGUACUAGAGCCUGGUAUCUUCGGAACCAAGUACACAAAUUGGGCUUUGUUGAGGAUGGACACAGUAGGUCGAUGCAUUGAUGUGGAGACCGGUAUCGCUGCGCCCGUCGUCAAUCCUCUCAGGGAAAGCCAAAGAACACCGUUGAGCGGUUCAAACCCUGAGGGUCAGGCGUUCGUGGUGCUGAUGUACGCUGCGUGGCGAGAUUGGAAGGCGCGGACUGCUGUGAUAUGAACAGACUAUACAUGACG